Messenger RNA from Setaria italica (foxtail millet), 2739 nucleotides. Its product is annotated as protein MAIN-LIKE 1-like. The transcript has 8 exons. Lineage: Eukaryota; Viridiplantae; Streptophyta; Magnoliopsida; Poales; Poaceae. The record is from RefSeq and is a predicted model, not a curated record. Bases 835 to 2694 code for a protein of 619 amino acids. Gene Ontology annotation, biological process: meristem development; meristem maintenance.
UAAGGACCGCAACAAAUGCAGAAGGUCGACAUUGGCUUGCUGGUUUGAUGAGAGAUGUAGAUAAGUGGACUAGAGCUCACGACGCCGGUGGUUGGAGGUACGAGUUUCAGUGCAGUAACAUGGCCGAGUCAUUCAAUAAGUUGUUAUUGGGGAUACGUGGUAUGCCUGUGAACGCAAUCGUUGAAUUCACCUUCUACAGGCUUGUUGCGUGGUUCAAUGAAAGACACGCAAAAGCAGAAGCGUUGCUGGUUGCUGGGGAGAGAUGGGCUGAAAAACCAAAGAGACAUCUCAUCAUUGCAAAUGAAAGGGCUUCCACACAUGAGGUGCAAUGUUUUGAUCUCGGCUCAGGGACUUAUCAGGUGGAGCAUAGGGGCGGUACAACGUCCGACGGUGAGAUCCGAGAGUCGAGGAUACAUGUGGUAGUUCUCCGAGAUUUCAAGUGCACUUGUGGUAGGCCAAGGCAGUACCACUUCGUAUGUUCUCAUUUGGUGGCAGCAGUUAGGCAUCGCAAUUUUGAUAUCGAGAGCAUGAUACCACAUGAGUUCAGCGUAGAUACCCUUGUGCGGACAUGGAGCCCCCGCUUCGUGCCUUUCCGGGAUCCUAGAGAGUGGCCUCCGUAUGAUGGGCCAAAAUAUGUUGCGGAUCUUGCAUACCGUUGGAACAAACGUGGAACAAGGAAGCGGACGAGGCAUAACAUGACUAUGGAUCAGGUAUCCGGAAGAACGAGGCGUGGUAGAGCAACACCAUUUCUUGCUGAUCCAGAACAGAACGAGUGCGGCAAGUGCGGUAGAUUGGGUCAUAAUUCACGCACUUGCCGUUGGCAAAUUAGUGAGGAUGGCGCACUUCCACCUUCUAGAUCAGGCGUACGACCAGACCCACCGAGGUCGUCUCAUAGCGGGAGGGCAGGUCCUUCCGCUCCUUCGUUCUAGAGCCCAUGAUGGGUUUUUGGCGCUGCAGUACGACGACCGCUACACUCCUUUGCUACAGAUGGCUGGCCUCGAUGUCAUCUCGUAUCAGGUUCGUCGUGGGAUGCCCAGGUUCAAUUCAGCGGCUAUAACUGCGUUGGUCGACAGGUGGCGACCCGAGACUCACAGCUUUCACCUCCCGUUCGGAGAGAUGACAGUGACCCUACAGGACUGUCAGAAGAUGCUGGGUCUGUUGAUUCGGGGCCAGCCAGUCACCGGGCCGUGCGUCUCAGAUGGUUGGAGAGCACGAGUCGCAGCCUUCCUGGGGCGAGAGGUUGACGAGCAGGGGACUCGCACAUCUGGAGUGCUAAUCUCAUGGCUGCGGGAACACUUCGGCCACUGCCCCCAGGACGCGGAUGCUGAGACAGUUGGGCACUACUGCAGGGCGUGGAUACUACACCUCUUUGCCUGCGUUCUUUUCCCAGACGCUACAGGUGACACUGCGUCUUGGAUGUGGAUCCACUGCCUCACUGACUGGCACCAGGCUGGUAUUUACAGCUGGGGAUCAGCUGUGUUGUGCUUUCUAUAUCGGCAGCUGUGCGAGGCGUGCCGUCGGUCUUCGGGCUCCCCGUCAGUUGGUGGGUGUGUGUACCUGUUGCAAUUAUGGAUGUGGUCCCGUAUUCCUGUUGGUCGGCCCGAGAUUAUGCCGCGUCGACCGUGGUUCCCAGGUGAGCUGCCGAGACGACAGCCGACAUGGGCAUAUAUUUGGGAUCAGGUUAAGGUUAGCCAUACCAGGUUGGACCGCGCGUACCUGGAUUACAUCAACGAGAUAGACGCGCUCACUGCUCACAGUGUAAAUUGGCAGCCUUACGACGGAGAUGAUCCACUUCCUUUUCCCCUUAGCUUCGUGUGUAUUCAGGACGAUGAUAUUUACAGGAUGGUGUGCCCUCUUAUUUGCUUCUAUGCUGUCGAGUACCACCUGCCACAUCGAGUAGCACGCCAAUUUGGGAUGAGGCAGAUUUGGCCACCACAGGCGACCUCGACUAGUAUAGAGUUACACAACGUGGAUCGAAAGAAGAAGCGAAAGGUCUCCGACUGGCCCGCGUUCCACCACGCGUAUAUUCAGGAAUGGGAGGAGUACGAGCAGAACUUGGACGAGAACAACGAGCCGCACACAAACAGUGCGUACAGGCAAUACCAGAUCUGGUACCAAGGUGCGACGCGGCACAGGCUGAGGGAAGCGUGGACGCAAGAUGACUACGCCGAAAUCCAGUCAUCCGACGAUGAAGACACGGUGUACGAUCAGAGUACUCGUGCUGGAAGGCAGGUGGAGGCAGGACCAAUCCUGGAUAGGAUGGACCGUACCCUACAAACCUCGGUUAGAGAUAUAGAGCAUAUCCGUCCACGAGUUAGGGACCCCGAGGUACGGAGCGUCCUAGAGCGAUUGUCAAAUCGGCUUCGUCGUGCCGCUGCUCGUUGUGGUUGCAGGACUGCCACGACGCGAGACGUCCACGUUCCAUCCCUUCGCGUGCCAGGCGUCGGUACGUCCAGCCAAGGCCCCUCAGGUUCGAAAUCAAUUGCAUCGGAGGAAGUCGACGACGACGACGACGAUGACGAUGACGAUGAGCAGAGGGCCGAGGAGAUUGGCCCGUCUCAGCUCCAGGAGGCUCCCUUGACUCAGCCUACACAGGUUGUAGGGGGUACUAGACUACGUCGUCCACGUUCUCCUUACACUCCAGGCACCGACGUCCUUGGUCACAAGGGUAAGGGUAAGACUAGGAGGCAGUGACGACUCUGAUUGCGAACUUUGUAUCAUAUGGACUAUUGUGUCAUU